Dermacentor albipictus is the source of this 1627-nucleotide messenger RNA. Its product is annotated as alpha-tocopherol transfer protein-like. Gene Ontology annotation, cellular component: membrane. Lineage: Eukaryota; Metazoa; Arthropoda; Arachnida; Ixodida; Ixodidae. The record is from RefSeq and is a predicted model, not a curated record. Gene Ontology annotation, molecular function: phosphatidylinositol bisphosphate binding.
AGCGCAGCAAUGCAGGCGGGUGAGGAAAAUGGCCGCACCACCACAACAACGAGUUGAGAGAAAGCCGCGUUGCCGGGCCAAUACAACUCCACGUUGACAGCCGACGUAACGGCAGCAGUUCUGCACCAUCAACCGCGGUUCGCACCGAUCAGUUGGUCGACACGGCUCGACGCCCGAAGCGCCAAGAAGCGAAUACGCCAUUCUUACGAGCCGUCGGGUUGGCUCACGGAAAUAUUAGUGGCUGCCGUCGGCGAAACUUUGUCCCACGAGGCGAGAAACUUCAACUGUGAAAUCAGGACAACGUGAAGCGACCAGGAGAGAAAGAGUAUUGACGUAAGAAGAUGGUUGCUCAAUGGACCUUAUAAGCGAGCUUGGCCUCAGCAUGGAUGUCCCCGUCCUGCUUUUCUUUGACGCUUUCACCUUGAGUACGAUGAAGGACAAAGAGAAGAAUGUUUCCGAUGAUGCGUCUUACGCACUUCAGGACGGCCCCACUAGUAGUUUGGAAGAAAUGACAAACACGAAGCAAGACGCAAUGCUACAACUGCGCGAACUCAUUGCAGGUGAAACCCGACUCCAUUGCCCUACAAACGACGCUUUUCUCGGCAAGUUUCUGCGAGCUCGAGAUUACAACGUCGAGUGCUCGUUCAAGAACAUCAAGAACUACUUCAAAGUACGAAGCGACUGCCCCGAAUUAUUUGACAGGCUGGAUCCAGAUUCUGCUUUCUUCGACACCAUUUGUCGUGAGCACAAGCUAGUUACAGUGUCUCGGAAAAAAGACCCCAAAGGAAGGGCCGUUAUUUCGUUGAAUCUUGGAGCUUGGAACACCAGCAUCUGUUCAUUGAAUGACUUUUUCCGAGCCGGUAUAGUUCACGUCGAACACGUUCUCUUUGAUGAAGAAGUUCAAGCCGACGGUGUCGUGUUUGUGAUGGACUUUAAGGACCUUGGCAUCUACCAUUUGACCCAGUUCACGCCACCAGUCAUCAAAAGGCUCUUCAGGCUUCUGCAGGAUUGCUUUCCAUUGCGGAUAAAAGGAAUAUAUGUAAUAAACAAUCCCACUUUAUUUGAUAUCCUGUUCGCAAUCGCCAAGCAUUUCAUGAAAGCCAAGCUGGUCAGCAGGACUGUAAUUUUCGGCACUGACUGGAAGAAACUGCGAUACCUGGUACCGGAUGACGUCAUUCCCGAGGAAGGUGGUGGCACGCUCGGAACCUACGACUACGACGCUAUGGAAAGGAACUUGAAGAGCAGCACCGAAUACUUCAGGGAAAUGAGUAGCUACGGAUAUCUACACAAGCCGAAUGUAUGUGCAGAUUCUGAAGGAUCCGAAGAAGAGGAACAUACUGCGUUGUGAAUAGUAUGGCAGUCACUUUGUACAGGGAGUAACUUGCGCCUUCGUUUUUUCUUGCUCUGACGUUCGGCAGGCUCUGUUUGUGCACAAGUUUGCAGGGUAAACCUACUUUAUGGGGUCGUGACUUACUUGCAUGUGACGUCUUGCGCGAAUGAAUAAACGUUCCGCCGAAGCUAGCAUAUGUCAGAGAAAAGAACAAACUCAUCUCAAACAGUCGCUGGUUCAUCUUUGUGUGAAAAGCACGUUUGUUCAAAAAAAAAAUAAUAAUAAGUGCAUGGGUGA